AUGGCCAGCGAAAUGGAAUACACCCGACUCGGAACCUCCGGACUCAAGAUCUCCAAGGUCAUCCUCGGUGCCAUGUCCUAUGGCACUAAGGAAUGGCAGGACUGGGUGCUGGACGAGAAUGAGGCCCUUCCCUUGAUCGAGCAUGCAUACAAGCGUGGAAUCAACACCUGGGACACGGCUGAUGUCUACUCUCACGGUCGGUCCGAAGAAAUCAUUGGAAAGGCCCUGACAAAGUACAACAUCCCGCGCAACCGGGUGGUCAUCCUGACCAAGUGCUAUUUUGGGGUGGACGAUGGAGGCAAACAACCUCCUAUCUCCGCCGCAGGCCGGAACGACGGUGACUGGGUCAACCGUGUUGGACUGUCCCGGAAGCACAUCUUCGAUGCGGUGGACGCCAGCGUGAGCAGACUGGGCACCUACAUUGACGUGUUGCAGAUCCACCGUCUGGACCGGGACACGCCCCGUGAGGAGAUCAUGAGGGCGCUCAACGAUGUGAUCGAGAGCGGGAAGGUCAGAUACAUUGGGGCUAGUACUAUGGCCGCGUGGGAGUUCCAAACGCUCCAAAACAUCGCGGAACGGAACGGAUGGCACAAGUUCAUCUCCAUGCAGAACUACCAUAACCUCUUGGCUCGGGAAGAGGAGCGCGAGAUGAUCCCUUACUGUGUUGACUCCGGGGUGGGUCUGAUCCCCUGGUCUCCUAUGGCGCGUGGUGUGCUGGCACGGCCGUGGAAUUCUCGCUCGACGACCCGUGAGUCGACCGAUGCCGCGCUCAAUCUCCUUGUCCGGAGCCGAGAGUCCGAGGCCGACAAGGCGAUCGUUGACCGAGUGGAGGAGCUUGCCAAGAAGAAAGGUGUCAGCAUGGCGCAGGUGUCCAUUGCUUGGUCUUUGAGUCACCCCAAUGAAAAUCCCAUCUUGGGGUUGAACAGCAAAGAGCGCAUUGAUGAAGCUGUUGCUAGUGUCAAGGUCAAGCUGACCGAUGAGGAGAUCAAGUAUUUGGAGGAACCAUAUAUUCCUAAGGCUUUGUCUGCUCUUGAGCGGUAA
This is a messenger RNA of Aspergillus pseudonomiae, 1041 nucleotides long. RefSeq names its product aldo/keto reductase. The record is from RefSeq and is a predicted model, not a curated record. NCBI's taxonomy places the organism in Eukaryota, Fungi, Ascomycota, Eurotiomycetes, Eurotiales, Aspergillaceae. The transcript has 4 exons. Bases 1 to 1041 code for a protein of 346 amino acids.